AUGCCUCCUCAAGCCGAACCGUCCCUUUCACAGGCCCAACGAAUAGCUGCCGAGCCGGAGCCUCGGGUGCUCUGCGGGCUCCCGAUCGGAGUGAGUUACAGUACUCUUUCUUGGAGGAGAUUAAAGACAUUUCCAGGGCGCCGUGGGUAUACUGGGCUCAAUACUGAUGAUUUGUCAGAUUUUUGGGCUUUUUUAUCUUUCGCCAUUCAUGCUCUACUUUUUCGAAAUUUCAAUCGGCUCGGCGAUGAUGUUCAUUUUGUCCACAGGUGCCAAGCACAGAAAGAUCGCCUACGUCACUGCGUACAUGCUGUAUAUAGUAAGCGAAACAUACUUUCACAACAGAACAUGGUUUUGUUUUAGUCUAUGUACACAUUCUGGGUGUUCUUCCUGAUCUUAGGAGCAAUUUUGGCAACUGUCUACUUGGUUGACAACAAUAAUAACAUUUGCAACCCAAGUGAGCUCUGUGCAAAGAGGUGCAAAGAGACUUACAAUAUAAACUAUUCUAGCACACACUGCGAAUACCUCCACUGCAAAAGGAUGCAUCGAAACGAAGUUCACGACUGGAGACGUCGAGAUGGUUAUCAUCUCGUGCUUCUUUCUCACUGUCAGUAUCAUCGUGGCCAUUGUUCAGAUGAGAUAUCUCAUGAUACUCUACAACUUUCUCAGAAGAAAUGCGUACAGAUUGUGAGUACCUUUUUCGUUGACCCCAUUUAAUGUCAAUUAUUAGACCGGCGCAUCACGCCUCCAAUUACAAUGUCCAGUACAUCGUUCCCACUCCGAUCAGUCCCAGUGGAAUGCCACCACCGCCGAGAUACACUGCUCAUGCUCCACCAAUGCCCAUGCAGCCGGGAACCACAACCAAACAGCCGAUACCAACUGACAAUGAUCCGACUGGAAGCCGCAAUGGGUCUAUCGUUCUGUCUCCGACGCCAAUUUUGACGGCCACCAACGUAGGCGUUCUUUCUGUUCUGGGCCGCGUUCCAACUUCUUGGAUAUCCGUUGUAGUGUGGACGGAAAAUACAUAGAACACUCAUUGCCUAGGGACAGUUUGACUUGAUGGAGAACACUCGCUCAAAUGAUAACGUGCAGAAGAUGGGAGAAAGUUUUUCGUGUUUUGUGUGGGAAUUACAAAUUUAUGGAGGGGACCACUAUGGCAUAGGCCAGAAUUUACAGUGAACGCUAGUGUAAAAAGCAGUAGCGGAUUAUAUAAGCUUGCGAAGACUUCACCGGGUGACCGAACUUGUUUUCCAGCCUACCCCAUCACCUGGAGCUGACAACCUUGCUUUCGGAGAUGACGAUCUCUCCCGUUCCCGUGCUCCGUCGCGCCCUCCAGCCUACAGUGACGUCGUUGAACCCGGCCAUAUCACUGUCCGCAACGACGCUCUUUCCUAA
Caenorhabditis sp. 36 PRJEB53466 is the source of this 1392-nucleotide messenger RNA. Lineage: Eukaryota; Metazoa; Nematoda; Chromadorea; Rhabditida; Rhabditidae. The record is from the annotation of a GenBank genome assembly.